Molecule: messenger RNA, 2505 nt
Organism: Colletotrichum spaethianum
Lineage: Eukaryota; Fungi; Ascomycota; Sordariomycetes; Glomerellales; Glomerellaceae
Product: xylosidase/arabinosidase
Exons: 7
Coding region: 1-2505 (834 amino acids)
Biological process (GO): xyloglucan metabolic process
Cellular component (GO): extracellular region
Molecular function (GO): protein binding; cellulose binding
Source: RefSeq, a predicted model, not a curated record
AUGAGGUACUCUAAUCUUCUCCUGGCUGUUUUUGCGGCUCCGAUCCAGGCAGCCUUCAGCUGGAAGAACGUUAAGAUCGGUGGUGGGGGCGGCUUCGUCCCAUCCAUCGUGUUCCAUCCUACAACCAAGGGCGUUGCCUAUGCUAGGACCGACAUUGGUGGUCUCUACCGCCUUAAUGCUGAUGACUCAUGGACUCCAGUCACCGAUGCGAACAACUUUGCCGACGAUGCUCACUGGAACCGAUGGGGUGUUGAUGCGCUCGCAUUGGAUCCUCAAGACGAUAAGAAGGUGUUCAUAGCCGUCGGGAUGUACACGAACAGCUGGGAUCCCAACAAUGGGCAGAUUGCGCGCAGCUCGGACAGGGGUGCAACAUGGUCCUUUGCCGACCUACCCUUCAAGGUUGGCGGUAACAUGCCCGGGAGAGGAAAUGGAGAGCGUCUUGCAGUUGACCCAAAGAACUCCAAUAUUGUUUACUUCGGUGCCCGAAGUGGUAACGGGCUCUGGAAGAGUACCAACGGAGGCGCAAGCUUUUCAAAGGUUUCGUCCUUCACUGCCGUUGGCACAUUUCGUGCUGGACCUGCUAGCGAUGAGUACAGCGGCGACAUCCAGGGCUUGAACUUCGUCACCUUUGAUCCUACUUCCGCUGCUGUGGGCGGUGCCACUUCCAGAAUUUUCGUCGGCGUUGCCGAGAACGCCACAUCUUCCAUUUACGUCUCCAACGAUGCCGGCUCUACUUGGUCCGCUGUCGCUGGCCAGCCUGGCCGAUACUUCCCUCACAAGGGCAGGAUUCAACCUACCGAGAAGGCUCUGUAUGUCAGCUACUCUGACGGAACUGGUCCUUAUGACGGCACUUCCGGUGCUGUUUGGAGAUAUGACAUUACCGCAGGCACCUGGAAGGACAUCACGCCCGUUGCUCCUGGCCCGGACUUGUACCACGGCUUCGGUGGAUUGGGUUUGGACAUCCAAAAGCCAGGCACUCUGGUGGUGGCAUCUUUGAACAGCUGGUGGCCCGAUGCGAAACUUUUUAGAUCAACCGACUCCGGUGCCACUUGGAAACAAAUCUGGACAUGGGGAACCGACGGUAACCAAAAUUUGAGCUACAUUCAGACUUCACCCAAGGCCCCAUGGAUCAAGACCAACUUUCUCGACGUUGAUACCAAGGACCUGGGUUGGAUGAUCGAGUCCCUUGAGAUCGACCCUACCGACUCCAACCACUGGCUGUGGGGUACUGGUCUAACCAUCUUCGGCGGCCGAGAUCUUACCAACUGGGACACUGGGACCAAGGUCAACAUCCAGUCCCUGGCAGACGGCAUCGAAGAGAUGGCCAUCCAGGAGCUCGCUAGCGCCCCAGGUGGCUCAGAGCUCCUGGUCGCCACCUACGACAACAAUGGAUUCACUUACAAGGCCCGCAGCAACAUCGAUACGUCGCCCCAAACCACCUGGACCACCCCUAUGUGGGCCAGUUCCGUGGGUGUCGAUUACGCCGGCAACAAGGUUGCCAACGUGGUCCGUAUCGGCAACGUCGCCGGAACUCAGCAGCUGGCUGUGAGCUCCGAUGGCGGCGUUACUUGGAAUGUCAACUAUGCCGCCGGAACUACGCAGUACGGCGGCUCCGUCGCCUACUCAGCCGACGCCGACAUCAUAUUGUGGUCGACCGCGACCCUAGGCGUUCAGAGAAGUGCCAACCAGGGCUCUCUUGCUGUGGUCUCCAGCAUCCCCGCUGGCGCCAUUAUCGCCAGCGACAAGCGCAACAACACUGUCUUCUACGGUGCCUCUGGCUCCAGCUUCUAUCGCUCCACCAAUCUCGGAGCGACCUUCUCCACUGCAGGUUCCCUUGGGUCAGCCACUGAGAUCCGCCACGUCGAGGCACACCCAGCCAAGGCAGGCGAUGUCUGGGUGUCAACCGACGCCGGCAUCUUUCACAGCACUGACUACGGCUCCUCCUUCGCUCAGGUGUCCACUGCCCUCACCAACACUAACAAGGUUGCCCUCGGCAAGGGCUCCGGCUCGAACUGGAACCUUUACGCCUUUGGCACCGGCUCAGCAGGGAGACGUCUCUACGGUAGCGCUGACCUUGGGGCAUCCUGGACGGACCUUCAGGGAUCCCAGAGCUUCGGUGCCAUCGACAGCGCUAAGCUCGCCGGCUCCGGCAACGAGGAGAAUCUGGUCUACGUCGGUACUAAUGGACGUGGUGUCUUCUAUGCCUCAGGCGCCAUUUCUUCGUCUGGUAACGGGUCGACCUCUGUUACUCCGACAUCAACUAGCAGGGUAUCAAGCAGCAGCUCAGCUGUGGUCGUGACCUCUUCAACUUCCUCCGUUAGGACUACUUUAGUGACUUCCACUUCCGCCGUCCGGACCUCAACCAGCACCACCCCAGUUCCCACGGCGACCAACUUAGCGAAGCAGUAUGAGCAGUGCGGUGGCUCGGGUUGGAAGGGCCCAACCCAAUGCGUGCCGCCGUAUACUUGCAAGGUCACAAACGAGUGGUAUUCUCAGUGCCUAUAG